Trichechus manatus latirostris (Florida manatee) is the source of this 914-nucleotide messenger RNA. It is a transcript of the gene GZMM, whose product is annotated as granzyme M. Gene Ontology annotation, molecular function: serine-type endopeptidase activity. The record is from RefSeq and is a predicted model, not a curated record. Gene Ontology annotation, biological process: proteolysis. The transcript has 5 exons. NCBI's taxonomy places the organism in Eukaryota, Metazoa, Chordata, Mammalia, Sirenia, Trichechidae. The coding region runs from base 1 to 795 and encodes 264 amino acids.
AUGGAGCACUGCCUGUCCCUGCUGCUGGUGCUGGCCCUGGGGUCCCUCGGGGCAGGCCACAUGUUCAAGGCCGAGAUCAUCGGGGGUCGAGAGGCUGCCCCCCACUCCCGGCCGUACAUGGCCUCACUGCAGAAGGCUGGCAGCCACAUAUGCGGGGGAGUCCUUGUGCACUCACAGUGGGUGCUGACAGCCGCCCACUGCCUGAACAAGACGGCGAAGCUCCUGACACUGGUGUUGGGUCUGCACACCCUGGACGACCCCAAUGACCCCGGCCUCCGCUUCCACCUCAAGAAGACCGUCCUCCACCCAGACUACAAGAAGCCCCCCAAGCUGGAGAAUGACCUUGCACUGCUUAAGCUGGAAGGCAAGGUGAAGCCCACCAAGACCAUCCGGCCCCUGCCCCUGCCAGGAGGGAAGCAGAAGGUGCUGGCCGGGGCACGGUGCAGCAUUCCUGGCUGGGGGCAGACCCACCACGAUGGGCAGCCGGCCCGGAGGCUGAGGGAGCUGGAUGUGCACGUGCUGGAUGCCAGGAUGUGCAACAACAGCCGCUUCUGGAAUGGUAGUAUCAACGCUCACAUGGUCUGCUUCUCAGCAGAGGUCCAGCACCAGGGCCCCUGCAUGGGCGACUCGGGUGGGCCCCUGGUGUGUGGCAAAGGCUUUGUGGCUGGGAUCCUGUCCUUCAGCUCCAAGGCCUGCACCGACGUUUUCAAGCCACCCGUGGCCACCGCCGUGGCCCCCUACGUGUCCUGGAUCAAGAAGACCAUCCGCCGCGGGCGGUCCCUGCCGCGGGCCUGACGCUGGGGGGAGAGGUGACCCAGACUCCCCUCCCUCGGUGGGACCCUUCCCCUCAGGGCUGUGGGGAGGGACAGGUGAGGGGUGACGAGGGCCCUGGCCAAGUCUUGGAAGACCAAUAA